This is a messenger RNA of Conger conger (European conger), 1216 nucleotides long. Its product is annotated as dynactin subunit 3-like. The record is from RefSeq and is a predicted model, not a curated record. Gene Ontology annotation, biological process: cytoskeleton-dependent cytokinesis. Gene Ontology annotation, cellular component: dynactin complex. Lineage: Eukaryota; Metazoa; Chordata; Actinopteri; Anguilliformes; Congridae. The transcript has 7 exons. The coding region runs from base 53 to 616 and encodes 187 amino acids.
AGAGAACUUCCUGUCCUUUUUUGACGGCAACAAACAUAGCUAGAUAGCGAAAAUGGAAAACGGCAACUACAUUGAUACUUUAGAGACCCGUAUUCAAACACUGGAAAAGCGUGUAUAUGGAGAAAAAGGAGGUCGGAACACCAAGCACGUCAAGUGCGCUGAUUCAAUGGCGAGGAUCCACGCUGCUCUCGGAAGUACAGCGAACAAGAGGGAGCGAGUGAAAAUUUUGCACAAAAAGAUUGAAGACCUGAUGAAAUAUCUGGACCCACAGUUCACUGACAAUAUGGCUGUCCCUGAUGCCAUGAAACUGGAGUUCGUUCUGGCUGAAGAGGAGUUCCUGUUGACCCAGGCCUCUUUGCUGGAGCAGGUCAGCAAGCUGCAGCCACUCCUGGACAGCAAUUACAUCAGAGAUGUCCCUGAGCACACUACCAAACUCCAGCGCCUGUCUCAGAUCCACAUCAAACAGCAGAACCAGAGUGAGACACUGUCCAAGGAGGUGAAGAAGCAGUUUGAAGAUUACAACAAGAUGAUGUUCCUGCUGUCCAAACAGUUCUCCCAGUGGGAUGAAUCCGUCCGGCAGCUAGAGGGAGCCACACAGGUCAAACCUGUGGAGUAGUGAUGUCACCGCACCUUGCCAUAAAAGGGUUAUCUUUUCAGGGGAAUGGUUAUUAACCGGAAAACUGAGACCUUAUCCCUCCCCCUCUUUACCAGCUUACUUAAUGGCCCAGGCGUUACAGUUACUCUUAUUCCAGAAACUGAAGUAUAACUCAUUUUUGUGUGCAAAAGCAGAUUGUAUUCUAUUCUGUAGUUCUUCUAAUAUGACAAGUGUGUCAUCUGUCUGCUACUGCUACUACUCUGAAAUACAUUGCAAUGUAUAUGUUUAUUUAUAUGCUUGUCUUGUUUUGUGGAUGUUCAUGACUGAAAUUUGACUGCAUAUAUAAUUAUUAUUUCUAAUAAUAAUGGUCAUUUUAGGGGACUUGAAGUGAAUGUGUUUUGGAACCACUGAGAGGUAUUCAACAAGGCCCUUGGACCGCACACACGCACUUGCUUUUUCAUGGGGGGGUACUGCAGAAUCGUGUGGAACAUGCCUGCCCUUGUAUUUAUUAUUAUGAAGGCCAAGAGUGAAAAGAGGUUGGCUCCUUUAAGGGCCCUACAAAUCCCUUCAACACACUUGAGAUAUUUUAAAAGGAUGUGAAUAAAAUAAGUUUGAACUUUG